This is a messenger RNA of Parastagonospora nodorum SN15, 1239 nucleotides long. RefSeq lists its product as hypothetical. Lineage: Eukaryota; Fungi; Ascomycota; Dothideomycetes; Pleosporales; Phaeosphaeriaceae. Gene Ontology annotation, molecular function: hydrolase activity, acting on carbon-nitrogen (but not peptide) bonds; chitin binding. The record is from RefSeq and is a predicted model, not a curated record. Gene Ontology annotation, biological process: carbohydrate metabolic process. The coding region runs from base 1 to 1239 and encodes 412 amino acids. The transcript has 3 exons.
AUGCAUUUCUCCAACAUUGCUCUUGCGACAAUCGCAACGGUCGGACCCCUCGCCAACGCUCACGGCACCGGACUUCCCCAAAUCCUUGGCCUAGAUGUGGCAGAUGAAAGGGCUAGGAGCCUUCUACGUAGCAUUGGUGCUCAACUCUCGGAGGCUGGCCAUGUGCACGCGGCUCCCGUAGAAGCUCGCCAGAGCACACAGAGCCCGAAGGAAUGUGGAGAGGGUAUCGGCUCUUGUCCUGCUGGAAAGUGCUGCUCACAAAUUGGAUACUGCGAUACCACUGAUGCACACUGCUACUCUCCUGGAUGCCAGUACAAGUACGGCCCUGCUUGCGCAGAGAACAAUCCACCUGCCGGUACCAACACUUCAUCGAUCCCCCGUGAUAAGGUCGGCUCUGUGGCCUACGGUGGGGAACGGAAUCUUUCAACCAAGUACACCGAGCACAUUCUCGAUCUCAUGAAGAGCUACAACGCGAAAGCUACGUUCUUCAUGACAGGAGCCAACAUCAACAAGGGCCAAAUCGACAUCAAGUUCGCGGAUGUGAUCAAGCGUGUAGAUUCUGAGGGACAUCAGGUCGCUUCUCACACCUGGACUCAUCUCGACCUCAGUAAGGUCUCAUCACUCGACCGCAAGAACCAGCUUUGGAUGAACGAGAUGGCUCUCAGGAACGUUCUUGGCAAGAUCCCCACGUACAUGCGCCCUCCUUACUCCAGCUGCACCAAGGAAUCUGGUUGCCAGCAGGAUAUGGCCGACCUCGGAUACCACAUCACCAACUUCAAGGUUGACACCGACGACUACAACCAAAACAAGCCUGAGCAGAUUCAGCAGUCGAAGGACUGGUUCAAGGGAAACAUCACCAAGGCAGGCGCAACCGGGGAGAAGGGCGACAAGUGGCUCACUAUCGGCCACGACAUUCUCGACCAAACGGCGAACAACCUGACGGAAUAUAUGCUCCAGACCCUCACACAGCUCGGCUACAAGGCCGUCACUGUCGGAGACUGUCUUGGAGACCCGAAGGAGAACUGGUACCGUAAAGCAGAUGGCGCCGGCGUUAGCGUCGCCAACAACACCCAGGUAGGCUUCCAUAAUAACACACUCGGUGCUUCGUCAAACAGCAACCAAGCCAACGGCAACCCUGCCUCCUCAUCCCUGCCAGCCUCAACAGGCACUGGUGCGAUGUUGACCACUUCCAUGUCGACCAUCGCUGUUGUGCUUCUGUUCGCCGUCGCGCUCGCAUGA